AUGGAACACGAAGAAAGGGCUCUUCUAGAAUCCCGCUACCAGAGCGAGCUAGAAUCAGUGAAAAAUAAAGUGUCACGGAUGACUAAUCUGCUUGAACAGCUGUUAAAAGCAAAAAGUGGGGAGGGAACAUCUGCUCAGCCAGCUACAAGUUUGCCUACAACAUCUCCAAUUAUAGGGGCAGAGUCUGGCAGUUUCAUCAGCCAAGAUAAGAUAUCUGCAUUAGAAGAACGAUUGAGAGCUGUAGAAGGACAUGAUUGGUUCGACCCAAUGCGAGCAGCUGAGGAUCACAAUGCAAUGCCAUAUAGCUAUGGUUAUACCGCGAACACUCAAGCCCCAAUCCCUUUAUUUCAUACUGAGAUUAGUAGGCUAACACGGAGUGGCCGUUGUUUUACUCCCGAGGAGUUAAAGAAAGCCAAAAGCAAGGAAGUGGUGGAUCUUGAUAAAGAAACAAAGGUAAAUAAGCCAGUAACAGAAGAGGAAUCAAAUGAAUUUUUGAAGUUGAUAAAGCACAGUGAGUAUUGUAUAGUAGAUCAACUCAAAAAGACUCCAGUAAGGAUAUCUCUUACGUCCUUGAUACUAAGCUCAGAGCCACAUCGAAAUGCCUUACAAAAGGUACUAAAUGAGGCGUAUAUACCCCAGGACAUUGAACAGAAAACUAUGGAGCACCUGGUAGGGAGGAUCCACGCUUCUAAUUACCUAUACUUCACAGUUGAUGAAUUAGAUGCUGAAGGAACAGGACAUAACAAACCUUUGUAUAUCACCAUAAAAUGCAAAGACUGUCUUGUUGGAAAAGUACUCGUCGAUAACGGCUCAGCUCUUAAUGUACUGCCGAAACAUAUGCUGAAAGAAAUGUCAAUCGACGAAUCUCAUAUGAAGCCUAGUACCAUGAUAGCAAGAGCAUAUGAUGGUUCGCCUAGACAAAUCAUUGGGACUUUGGAGGUAGAGCUGUAUGUGGGACCACAAAUGUUCUUAGUAUCACUCCAAGUGAUGGAUAUCCACCCAUCCUAUAGCAUGUUGCUGGGAAGACCUUGGAUUCAUGCAGCUGGGGCGGUAACUUCAUCAUUACACCAAUGUUUGAAAUAUAUCAUGAACGGGAUGUUAGUAACCGUUAAAGCAGAGGAAACGAUCUCCAUAAUAAAGAAUCUUGCUAUACCUUUCUUUGAGGCAAAAGAUUGUGCGAGUGAGAAUCUUCAUGCCUUUGAGAUUGUAAACACUGAGUGGGUACCUGAAAGCACAAUGUUAAGAAAGUCGAGGAUUUCAGAAGCAGCAAGGAUGGCAGCUAAAUGUUUUUUGGAACAUGGAAUCCCAUUCCAAUAUAACCCUAUCACUAAACUACCAAAAAGGAUUAAGCCAAUCAAGAUAAGAUGUGCUGACCAAAAAUUUGGUUUAGGAUAUAAGCCUAAGAAGGAGGACCAUCGUUGGGCUGCAGAUAGACGAAGAGAACGAAGAAUGGCUAGAAUUAAAGGAAGGGAGCUUGAAGAAGAAAAACUAGAAAUCCCUCCCCUAAUGGUGUCUUUCCCAAAGGCAACAUAUGUGAUGCAACCAGAUAACAGAGCAGAAGAUGUUGUUCAAAGGGUGGUAACUAUGAGCAUCAACACCAUGGAGGAAGAUAAGGUGGAAGGAAGUAACACGACAAUAAUAGUGGAAAGGGAAGAUGAAGUGCUACCGCAACUGACUGUUCAUAUCCUAGAAGAACUCCCCACCAAGACUUUUGUGCGAAGGCUGGCUGAAGGUGAAAAGUUUCAAAACUGGGUGACCCAAGAAGCCCCAGUAGUGUUUAAAAUGAAUCCUGAAAGCGGAUCUUCCCCGACAUCACAUACAUUUAACAUCAAGAAUGAAUGGCCAAACUUUAACAAAUAUGUGACAAUGAUGGAAGAAGAAGAAUGGGAUGAAAACCUCAAAACUAUAAAUGUGGGUAGUGAUCAAGCUAAAAAAGAAUUGAAAAUAGGGACAUUGACCACGCCUAAGAAAAGGGCGGAGUUAAUAGCUCUAUUACAUGAGUAUGCAGAUAUUUUUGCUUGGUCUUACGAGGAUAUGCCUGGUUUGAACACAAAUAUCAUGGUACACAAGAUCCCAUUAGAGGAAGGUUGUAAACCAGUCAAACAGAAGUUGAGGAGAGCACAUCCGGAUACAUGGAUUAAAGUGAAAGAGGAACUCGAGAAACAAUGGCAUGCUGGAUUCCUAUAAGUUGUUAAAUACCCACAAUGGGUAUCCAACAUUGUUGUCAUACCUAAGAAGGAAGGGAAGAUUAGAAUUUGCGUGGAUUUUAGGAAUUUGAACAAAGCUAGCCCCAAAGAUGACAUUUUAGUUGACAAUGCUGCUCGUAGUUCCACAUAUUCCUUUAUGGAUGGUUUCUUAGGAUACAAUCAGAUAAAGAUGGCUUUAGAAGACAAGGAAAAAACGACUUUUGUUACCCCUUGGGGAACUUACUGCUAUAAGGUUAUGCCGUUCGGUUUAAAGAACGCAGGAGCCACUUAUCAAAGAGUCAUGGUAACUCUAUUCCAUGAUAUGAUGCACAAGGAAAUCGAGGUGUAUGUAGAUGAUAUGAUUGCAAAGUCAAAAGAGGGAGAAGAUCAUGUUAAGGUGUUGCGAAAGUUAUUCGAGAGAUUGAGAAAGUAUGAACUAAGGCUCAACCCUGCAAAAUGUUCAUUUGGGGUUAAGUCCGGCAAGCUAUUAGGAUUUGUAGUAAGUGGCAAAGGCAUAGAGGUGGAUCCUAACAAAGCAAAAGCCAUCCAAUCCAUGCCAACCCCAAAGUCAGAGAAAGAAGUGAGAGGAUUCUUGGGAAGGUUAAACUAUAUUGCCAGAUUUAUAGCUCAACUAACUACCACAUGUGAACCUAUCUUCCGAUUGCUCCAAAAAAAGAAUCCGGGAACUUGGAAUGAACAGUGUGAGGAGGCAUUCAAUAAAAUCAAGCAUUAUUUGCAAAGUCUGUUAUUGCUUGUUCCUCAUGUGUCAGGAAGGCCUUUACUUUUGUAUCUGACGGUAAUGGAGACAACUAUGGGAUGUGUACUGGGUCAGCAUGAUGAAACAGGGAGGAAAGAAAGGGUUAUUUAUUACCUGAGUAAGAAGUUCACUGAAUGUGAGUCUAGAUACACAGUAAUAGAGAAAUUGUGUUGUGCAUUGGGAUGGGCGGCAAAAAGAUUACGACAUUAUAUGUUGUAUCAUACCACUUGGUUGAUUUUAAAAGUGGAUCCAUUGAGAUACAUAUGUAACAAGCCCUAUCUCUCCAGCCGAAUUACAAGGUGGCAAGUUUUGUUGUCAGAGUAUGACAUAGUGUAUAUGACACGGAAAGCUGUGAAGGGGAGCGUGAUUGCUGACCAUUUAGCUGAUAAUGCUAUUGAGGAUUAUGAACCACUGGAUUUUGAUUUUCCAGAUGAAAAUUUAUUGGCAAUAGAGGAAGAAGAGGAAAAGACAAAUUGGUGGACUAUGUUUUUUGACGGAGUAGUGAAUGUAUAUGGUAAUGGGGCCGACGCAGUGAUAAUCUCGCCUAAUUAAAAGCUAUAUCCAGUUUCAGUUAAAUUACAUUUUGAAUGCACCAACAAUACAACUGAAUAUGAAGCUUGUAUACUCGGUUUAGAAGCUGCAUUAGAGAUGAAGAUUAGAAAAGUGGAUGUAUAUGGUGACUCCAUGUUGAUUAUUUGUCAAGUGAAAGGAGAAUGGCAAACCAAGGAAGAAAAGUUAAAGCCUUACCAGGAAUACUUGUCCACACUAGUAGAGGACUUUGAAGAGAUAAAGUUCACUCACCUGAGAAGAGAGGGGAACCAUUUUGUGGAUGCUUUAGCUACAUUAGCUGCUAUGGCUACAAUUGAUCUCGGGUAUAUGGUGCAACCAAUACACAUUAAUAUCAGAAAUAACCCAGCUUAUUGUUACUCAAUUGAAGGAGAGAUAGAUGGGAAGCCUUGGUAUUACGAUAUCAAGAACUUUGUGCAGAAGCAGGAAUAUCCAGAGGGAGCUUCGCAGGUGGAUAAGAAGACCCUAAGACGAUUGGCCAUGGGCUUUUAUCUAGACGGAGAGAUUUUGUACAAAAGAUCAUUCGAUGGAACAUUACUAAGGUGUUUGAAUGCAACAGAUGCUAGAACGGCUUUGCGAGAGGUCCAUGAAGGGAUUUGCUUAACCCAUGCUAGCGGACUUAUGAUGGCAAGAAAAAUACAAAGGGCUGGUUAUUUCUGGAUGACAUUAGAGAAAGACUGCAUCGAUUAUGUCAGAACAUGUCACAAGUGUCAAGUGCAUAGUGAUAAAGUCAAUGCACCUCCAACCCCUUUGUUCAAUCUGGUAUCUCCUUGGCCAUUUGCAAUGUGGGGAAUUAAUGUGAUUGGGCCUAUUAACCCAAAAGCCAGCAAUGGGCAUAGAUUCAUCCUUGUAGCCAUUGAUUAUUUCACGAAAUGGGUAGAAGCCUGUUCAUACGCUCAUGUGACUCAGAAAGUGGUAAAGAGGUUCAUAGAGAAAGACUUGAUUUGUCGUUAUGGGCUGCCAGAAAAGAUAGUGAUUGAUAAUGCACAGAAUUUCAACGGCAAAAUGAUAGUGGAGCUUUGUGCUAAAUGGAAGAUCAAACAUUCAAAUUCCUCACCAUAUAGGCCAAAAAUGAAUGGGGCCGUGGAAGCAGCCAAUAAGAACAUCAAGAAAAUCAUUCAAAAAAUGGUAGUCACCUAUAAAGAUUGGCACGAGAUGUUGCCAUUCGCUCUCCAUGCAUAUCGCAUUGCAAAGACCUCGACUGGAGCCACGCCAUAUUCAUUGGUAUAUGGAAUGGAGGCAGUAAUGCAGUUGGAAGUCGAAAUCCCAUCAUUAAGGGUGUUGAUGAAUUCAGAGUUAGAAGAGGCUGAAUGGACCAAAGUCAAAUAUGAACAGUUAAACUUCAUUAGUGAAAAGAGGAUAGCCGCCAUCUGUCAUCAUCAACUUUACCAGAAAAGAAUGGUUAAGGCAUAUGACAAGAAGGUUAGACCUCGUGUGUUUCAAGAAGGAGAUCUAGUGCUCAAGAAACUUUUAUCUUUACCAAGAGAAGACCACAGCAAAUGGGCUCCAAAUUAUGAAGGUCCUUAAAUAGUAAAGAAAGCUUUCUCAGGCGGAGCUCUGAAAUUAUCUAGCAUGGAUGGAGAAGAUCUAACCAGACCUAUGAAUUCUGACUCUGUAAAGAGAUAUUAUGUCUAA
Molecule: messenger RNA, 5145 nt
Organism: Populus euphratica (Euphrates poplar)
Lineage: Eukaryota; Viridiplantae; Streptophyta; Magnoliopsida; Malpighiales; Salicaceae
Biological process (GO): DNA integration
Molecular function (GO): nucleic acid binding; RNA-DNA hybrid ribonuclease activity
Source: RefSeq, a predicted model, not a curated record